UUUUGAAGAACCGCUGUUUGGAUAUCGACAAGGCAGCCAUUGCGGGACUUUUCGUCUGAAAAAAAUAGCGGCGAUGCGAACAGUAUCGAGUGGUUGUCAACGGCGGUUGAGCCGACGCGACCGCUCUACUGUUGUUGCCUUGUUACGCGUUAGCUGAGCUUGACAACCGUGUUUUUGUUUGAUUUUUCUUGUCCCCCUUUGCGACGGCGACGUUUUAAAGACGCGAGCCGUGACGACACAAAGCCCCCGAGACGCGGUGGCGUCACGGUUAACUGCCGUUUACGGGGGUCGGGGGGUGGUGGUGACCUUGUUUCCAUUUCAACUGAUGCACAAAUAGGUUAGAGAACUACCAUUUUAUUAGUUCGGUCUGAUCAACAUUUUGAUGCAAAAACAAACAAAUCCGGAAGAAAAAAAAUCAAGGGCUAGCUUGUCACCUCGAAUAAUGGUAUUUUUUGCACGGCCUGUGCAAAGAAGGCGACAACUGUCGAUAUUCUCACGAUCUGACCAACAGCAAGCCGGCCGGCGCCAUGCUUUGCAAGUUCUACCAGAAGGGAAACUGUGCAUUUGGAGAUCGUUGCAGGUUUGACCAUCACAAUCCAUCGCAAGACGAGCUGCCGACGCCUGAGCCUUUGCCUUCCACCUCUCGAGCAAGCCAGCCCGAUCCGGAGCUCAGUGGGCCGACGCCUGGCCCAGGAGCGCAAGAUUGGGUCAACGCUGCCGAGUUCGUACCGGGGCAGCCCUACUGUGGACGCGCGGAGUCGGCCAACGCGCCGAGCUCGGUGCCCCUCAUCGAGGAGUUUGACAGCGAGGCGGCGCCCGACAAAGAGCUGGGGAAGCAGCUGUGCCCGUACGCCGCCGUGGGCGAGUGCCGUUACGGCCUCAACUGCGUCUACCUCCACGGCGACGUGUGCGACAUGUGCGGCCUGCAGGUGCUCCACCCCACCGACAACGACCAGCGCUCGGACCACACCAAGGCGUGUAUCGAGGCCCAUGAGAAAGACAUGGAGAUCUCAUUCGCCAUCCAGCGCAGCAAGGACAUGAUGUGCGGCGUGUGCAUGGAGGUGGUGUUUGAGAAAAGCAACCCGAGCGAGCGCCGCUUCGGCAUCCUCUCCAACUGCAGCCACUGCUACUGUCUAAAGUGCAUCCGCAGGUGGCGAAGCGCCCGGCAGUUUGAGAGCAGAAUCAUCAAAUCAUGCCCGGAAUGUCGAAUCACAUCCAACUUCGUCAUCCCGAGCGAGUUUUGGGUGGAGGAUAAGGAGGAAAAGCAGAAACUCAUCCAGACGUACAAGGAAGGCAUGGGGGGUAAACCCUGUCGAUACUUCGACGAGGGCCGCGGAACGUGUCCUUUCGGCUCCAACUGCUUCUACAAGCACGCUUUUCCUGACGGGCGCCUGGAGGAGGCGCAGCCUCCGCGGCGGCAGACCGGGUCCAACAGCAGGAACAGGAGCUCACGACACACGCGCCUCUGGGACAUCCUGGACGAGCGAGAAAGCAGUUACUCGUUCGACAAUGACAACGAGGAGAUGGUCACGUUCGAGCUGAGCGAAAUGCUACUCAUGCUACUCGCCGCCAGCACCGACGACGAGGUGACCGACUCCGAGGACGAGUGGGACUUGUUUCACGAGGAAUUGGAUGAUUUUUACGAAAUUUACCUAUAGCUGCACCCCCCCCCCCCCACCCGCCGCCUACCCGUAUAUCACCCAAUCCCUAAUAUAUAUUAGAAAAUAUAUAUAUUAAGCCCUAGAAUGAACUGUCUCGUGCGAGUGAUGGACAGUAGCCCCGCCCCCUCCUCUCAACUUCUUGAAUUGUGGCAGUGCCUUUAAGCAGGCCAUUAAUAAAUGAACUUAAAAAAAAGUGCAUUUGUGCUUUAACUAAAAAAAAAAAUGUAGAUCCCCGUGACUUUAUGACCCUUGUUGUCCUAGCAAAAAAAAAUUGCGACGGGCAUGUCAGAAGAUUUGACCCUUUUUUGAAGCCCCCCCCCUUCACCUUUGUUAAAGCUGUUAAUAGCUUAUAUAUUGUGCUAACUAUUAAUCAUAGCCACGUUCCUGAUGUACUCAGUAUUUACUGUCCAGCCAUGCCUUUUUUUUUUCCUUCAAGCAUCAAAAGGCGUGACGAUCACUCAACUUCACUGGUUUGUUCAACCUCCUCCCGAUCCAUUUUGCACCUUAAGUCACCGAGCAGCUCACAGGCGAAAAUGAACUUUCAAUUCCCCCCAAUCCGAACUGACCCAUUCAUUUCAUGAAGUGCAAUAUUCUACUAUCUACUGACUUUAAAUGUUGUUUGGGGAAAAAAUAAAAAAUUAAAAAAAAAAAAAGAUGGAGGGGAGGCAGCUUCCUCAGAUCCGGGCAAAAAAUUACAACAGGGGUGGAGGGGCCACACGUCGGCUUUACACGCCGUAUUUUUAUCCUACACAUUUGAACUGUACUUGUGAAACGUUUCUCCGCAAACACCCCCUUGGUAGCUGGUCUCAACCUGUCCAACUCUGUUGGAAUGCAUAUGUUUAUACUGAAAUGUGUGUUUUCUAUGUUCCGCGGCCAUCCAUCUUAACUUGAAAAAUUAAAAGUUUAUUAUCAAUA
Hippocampus zosterae (dwarf seahorse) is the source of this 2576-nucleotide messenger RNA. RefSeq names its product makorin, ring finger protein, 1 (gene mkrn1). Gene Ontology annotation, biological process: protein polyubiquitination. The record is from RefSeq and is a predicted model, not a curated record. The transcript is spliced from 8 exons. The coding region runs from base 528 to 1658 and encodes 376 amino acids. Lineage: Eukaryota; Metazoa; Chordata; Actinopteri; Syngnathiformes; Syngnathidae. Gene Ontology annotation, molecular function: ubiquitin protein ligase activity; metal ion binding.